CACCUACUUACCCCGUACCUCCAAAUUACCUAGUGCCAAUACCUAUCUACAUACCUAGCACCCAUCAUCAAUCCACCAUGACCGACCAACCCACCCUCACAGCAGCCCAACAAUCCGUCCACAACACGCUCGCCAAAUACCCCGGCGAGAAAUACGUCGACGGCUGGGCCGAAGUCUGGAACGCGAACCCCACUCCUCCUUGGGACAAGGGCGCCCCGAAUCCAGCUUUAGAAGAUACCCUGACGCAGCGUCAAGGUACAAUUGGCAAUGCCAUCGCCACGGACGCGCAGGGGAAGAAGUACCGCAAGAAAGCGCUAGUCCCGGGCUGUGGGAGGGGAGUAGAUGUGCUUCUGCUGGCGAGUUUCGGGUAUGAUGCGUAUGGGUUGGAGUAUAGUGCUGCGGCGGUUGAGGCGUGUAGGCGGGAGGAGAAGGAAAGUACUACUAGUGCUAAGUAUCCCGUUAGAGAUGAGGAGGUUGGUAGGGGAAAGGUGGUGUUCGUGCAGGGAGAUUUCUUCAAGGAUGAUUGGUUGGAGAGGUUGGGACUGGGGUUGAAUUCCUUUGAUUUGAUUUAUGAUUAUACGUUCUUUUGCGCGUUGAGCCCGUCCAUGCGACCUAACUGGGCGCUCCGGCAUAAUCAGCUAUUAGCACCUUCGCCACAUGGGAACUUGAUCUGCUUGGAAUACCCAAGGCACAAGGACCCAUCGCUCCCGGGCCCUCCGUUUGGUCUUUCCUCGGAGGCUUACAUGGAGCAUCUCAGCCACCCGGGAGAGCAGGUCUCUUAUGACGCCCAGGGUCGAUGCAGAGGAGACCCUCUCCGUGAGCCAAGCGAGCGAGGACUGGAACGUGUGGCUUAUUGGCAGCCUGCCCGAACACAUGAGGUGGGCAAGGAUGCCAAUGGGGAGGUUCAAGACCGAGUAUCGAUCUGGCGCCGCCGGUAAGGCCAUAUCCGCGGUAGAUAGAGUAUCGCCGGGAUGGGAGUC
Messenger RNA from Aspergillus neoniger CBS 115656, 980 nucleotides. RefSeq names its product putative thiol methyltransferase. Lineage: Eukaryota; Fungi; Ascomycota; Eurotiomycetes; Eurotiales; Aspergillaceae. The transcript has 2 exons. The record is from RefSeq and is a predicted model, not a curated record. The coding region runs from base 78 to 938 and encodes 286 amino acids. Gene Ontology annotation, molecular function: S-adenosylmethionine-dependent methyltransferase activity.